AUGACGCAGUUCAUGUGCAGUGCAUCAGGAGCGUGCAUCACCUUGUUCCAGGCCACAUUCAACCCUGAGGGAAACUCAACUCUGAAAUGUUUGAUUUUCCUUCCAUUGCCAGCAUUUCAAAUAUUCAUUUACUGCUGGGCUGGACAUGAAAUAGUUUAUCAGGAGGAGUUGCUGUCGGUGUCUGGCUAUGGCAGUGCGUGGGUGGGUGCGAGCAGGCGUAUCAGCGUGGUGCUCCAUAUCCUAAUGUGCAACGCACAGAAGCCACUACGACUCACCGCGGGGAAGUUCUACCCUGUCAACCGUGACACAUUUGUCACACUGAUAAAUGCCUCAUAUACAUUCUACACUCUGAUGCGCCAGACGAGGGACCAAGGAUCAACAGUGCAGACAUAAGAGGCCUUGCAUUACAGGAGAGCAGUACAAGUCACUGGGCCACCAAAAUAUUUUCACUACUGCUGUUAAAAUAACUUAUUUCCUAGAUGCAAUUUGCAAGAAACCACAUCAACAAUUUGUAGUCAGGAAGAUUAGUGGAAUGUCUCAACUCUCUGUUGAUUUUUUAACAAUAUGAUGAUAGAACUUGCCAUUUUGACUACCACACAGGACCAUGUUUGGAAAGGGAAAGCUUCUGGGUUAUCCAGAUGCAAGAGACAACUAAAAAUAAUUUAUCAAUGUGCUCCUCCAGUGAUCAUUCCUCUAGUAUACUUGAAGUUCCGUUUUUGCCUUCCAUUACUCUUCUGUUCCUGACUUUAUAGUGGUGUUAUGGGCCUAUGAUUAUGUUUGAAUCCCUUCAUGAGCAACAAUCUCGUUGUCUUCAAAGAAUCCACUCAAUUCAGUGAAUGACAUACACUCAAGGGCAUCCAGUUAUUUGCCCUGUAAUUACUGUUUCUGAAUAGGGAUACAUAGUUUUAAGGAAAUUUAACCUUUCCCAGGUGAAAUCUGUCAUUUCAAUGCCACAGUUGUAAGAAA
This is a messenger RNA of Schistocerca cancellata (South American locust), 966 nucleotides long. Its product is annotated as odorant receptor 30a-like. Lineage: Eukaryota; Metazoa; Arthropoda; Insecta; Orthoptera; Acrididae. Gene Ontology annotation, molecular function: odorant binding; olfactory receptor activity. The record is from RefSeq and is a predicted model, not a curated record. Bases 1 to 393 code for a protein of 130 amino acids. Gene Ontology annotation, cellular component: plasma membrane. Gene Ontology annotation, biological process: sensory perception of smell; detection of chemical stimulus involved in sensory perception of smell. The transcript has 4 exons.